Messenger RNA from Archocentrus centrarchus (flier cichlid), 1544 nucleotides. RefSeq names its product sphingosine-1-phosphate phosphatase 2 (gene sgpp2). The record is from RefSeq and is a predicted model, not a curated record. Gene Ontology annotation, molecular function: sphingosine-1-phosphate phosphatase activity. Gene Ontology annotation, cellular component: endoplasmic reticulum membrane. Lineage: Eukaryota; Metazoa; Chordata; Actinopteri; Cichliformes; Cichlidae. The coding region runs from base 174 to 1364 and encodes 396 amino acids. Gene Ontology annotation, biological process: sphingosine metabolic process. The transcript has 5 exons.
ACCUGUCCGCCCUUCUACACCCUGCACCUGGGAUGCGCCCCUGCUUGGGCUCAUAACACUUUUAAUACUUUUCCUGACAGGAACGUCCACGGCACUGACUUCCUCUUCUUUGUGUGUGCGUGUGUGUGUGUGUGUGUGUGUGUGCGUGUGUGUCUUGUCACCUGACGCGCUGCAUGGAGCUCCUGGCUUACCUCCACGAUUCGGAGCUCGUGGCCCGGUUCCAGAGGCAAUGCGGACUCUCUCUCGUCGAAUCCGCGCAUCACACCCAGAGUGAGACCGGAACCUCGGUCAAGCCUGAGAGAACACGUGGGCAGCCGAGGCAAAGACUGAACCAGCAGGACAGGAAUUCCAACUAUAAAUACGAGGAGAAUGGAUGCGCUUCGCUUGCCUGCAGCAAGCCCCAGUACAAGGUGAGGAACUGGCCGUUGCACUUCCUCUUCCUGUUGUCAGCCGGCCUAGGUCAUGAAGUCUUCUACAUCACCUGUCUGCCCAUCAUACACUGGAGCGUGGACCCUUUCCUGUGCCGCCGCCUUGUCAACAUGUGGGCUUUAGUGAUGUACGUGGGCCAGGUGAUGAAAGACAUCCUGAAACUGCCUCGGCCUUCCUCACCCCCUGUGGUUAAGCUGGAGCCACGUGUGGACGCAGAAUAUGGACUGCCCUCCACCCACGCUAUGGCAGCGACUGCCAUCUCCUUCACCCUUUUACUAAGCGCCCCCUCCAGAAUACAGUUCCCAUUCGAGGUGGGUCUGCUCAUCGCAGUGACACUGUCGACCUUGGUGUCUCUGAGCCGUCUCUACACUGGCAUGCACUCGGUUUUGGAUGUGAUCUGUGGAAUUUUGAUCUCUGCCACGCUGUUAGGGAUCACCUACCCUUACUGGGAAACGCUGGACCACUUCCAACUGAACAGUCGCAUCUCCCCUAUUGUGGUGGUGGCACUGCUGUACUUCCUUUGCUGCAUAUACCCAGAGCUAGACCAUUACAGCCCCACACGGGGGGAUACGACCACCGUUCUGGGAUCGUGCGCUGGGGCUUCUGUGGGAUACUGGGUGAAUGAGCAGCUGGGGCAGACGUUUGAGCCUGAGGGGACGUUACCUGUACCUCUACCAACAUUGACAGCACACGCACUGGCACUAGGUGCUGGCCGCUUCCUGGUGGGGGCUAUGGCACUGUUGGUAACUCGGCACAUUGUGAAAACAGUGAGUCUGCAUCUGUUGUAUUCAUGGUACAAAGUGCCAAAAAGUGACAUUAAUGCCAGGAGGAGGAAAGAGAUUGAAGUGCCUUCUAAGUUUGCCACAUAUACGUCUGUUGGACUGGUUCAUUCUAUACUGGCCAGUAGACUCUUCGUUCUUUUGGGAUUGCUAUGACCUGACUGAUCUGAACAAAACUGAACCUCAUAUUUAUCUCAAUGUUCUUAAAAUUAUCUUUUUUUUUUUUUUUCCAAGAUUUUCAUGAACAAGUUCUCAGAGGGAAUGAUUCACAGGUGUAAAUGUGACUGACCUGUAACUGAGCUGAAAGCAAAUAAAACAUUUUGCUGUCAUAGAUUA